AUGACCGACAUAGAACGACUCGACAGCGACGCCGCUAUCACCGCCCAGCGCGGUGAUGCCACUCCCAAUGCGAAUGUCGCUGACCAGAGCGAUGCGGCUCAUCCGGAUGCGCCGCUCGAUCAUGUCAACACCACCAACAACCACAAUUCCGCCAUCGCUGCCACUCCUGGCGAGGACAGGGCCAGUGUGCCGCUUGAAAUAGACCACGACGACGCCAACAACAACAGCGGCACUUCCACGCCGCGAUUCCUCCAGGACGAGAGCACAUGGAAGCAUUGGAAGUGGGUUCCGUAUCCCGUCCGCCGGGUCUUCAAGACCGUCGCCAAAUGGUCCCGCGGCCCCGUUAGCCCUCAACCGUAUCGCAUACGGCCCUUCUUCCCAGCCGUGCAAGAAUAUCCCCUUCGCCUAGCCGACCGCUUCCUGGCUGGUCACAAGCGCCGCUUCUGGGUCCUCUUCUUCUACUUUUCAAUCUGGCUCGUCGCCUUUGUGCUGCUCAAGAGGCAGGAGACCCUGUCAAGCAGCAUCCCAGACUGGGGCGAACCCCAGAACAUCGGCUGCGGUGUCUCGUUCUGGUCCGCUGAUAACGGCUGCAAUGUCAAUGGUAAUGACUGCCGCCCUUUCAAUGACAGCGGCUUCCCCUUCCGCUGCUCGGCACAUUGCACCAGCUACAAGGUUCUGAACCCCCGGGCGGUUGGCGACCAAGAGAUCGUAUACCGGCCCUUCAUCAUCGGUGGCCCUUCGAGCAACGACCAAAGUAUCAGCGACGCCAUAUACCGCGGCGACUCCUACAUCUGUGGCUCUGCCAUCCACGCUGGCCUUUUCUCAAACGAGGAGGGCGGUUGUGGUAUUGUGAAACUCGUCGGUGAACACCAUGAUUACAUCGCCAGCGACCGGAACGGCAUCUCGAGCAUCGGGUUCGACUCGUAUUUCCCUCUGUCUUACGAAUUUGUUCCCGAUAUCAAGUGCGCAGCAACCGACAUGCGCUGGUCGAUCCUCGCCUUGGGUGUCGUCUUCACCUCGAUCCUAUCCCUCUUCACCUCUUCGCCGGCUCUCUUCUUCUUCCCCAACUUUGUCGGCAUCUUUUGGACUACUGGCAUGUCCACCGACCCUCCAAAUAUAAGGGUCGUGGCCGCGCUCUUCUCCAAUAUAUCAGGGAAAUUCCUACCAGCCAUGUUUGUCGCAUGGGUCAUGUUUGACAAAAUGGGUGUUCGCCGCACACUCGGCAAACUGACUGCCCAGAUUGAAAAGACAGUCCUCUGGCUUGGCCCCUGCUGGGUUGGUGCCUUGAAUAACUACACACUCAGUUUCAUCCCUAUCCAGAGGCUCAAUGCCCACGACCUUCAGCAACAGCCCGGCGCUAAGGCUGCAUUGGCCAUAAUUAUUAUGAUCUUGGUCGUCAUCGCCGGGUUCCAGGUCUGGUAUUUCCGCGAAGAAGGUCGCUUCCUCAAAUACAUCAAGCUCUACGCCUUGUUCAUCGGCAGCAUCGUCAUCUUCCUCCUCAUCCCUGGUCUCAACUUACGACUCCACCACUACAUCCUGGCUCUGCUACUAUUGCCCGGAACGAGCCUGCAGACCCGCCCAUCUCUCAUCUACCAGGGCCUUCUCGUUGGGUUGUUCAUCAAUGGCGUUGCGCGAUGGGGAUUCGACCCAGUGCUGCAGACCUCAGCCGCGCUCCGAGGGGACGCCCCCCUCGGCUCGGCACUCCCCACCAUUCUUCCCCCAGUCAUCCAAAUGGCGGGUUCCAGCACCGGCAGCUCCAACAUCACGUUCUCGUGGGAGCCAACCAAUGACCGCGAGAUUGACGGUGUCAGCAUUCUCGUUAACGAUGUUGAACGCUUCCGCACCUAUUUUGAAGAUAGCGAGGACCACGAGGCUACCUUCACCUGGACCAGGGAGGCCGAUCUGGGCAUGCCCGAGUACUUUCGAUUUGCGUUCGUGACGGGGAGUGUGAGCGGCGACUAUACCAAGGCUGGGACUUGGACAAAGGAUGGGGGUUGGAUUGAGAUGGGCCCCGGCCCGUCCAAGGCCAAAGUACGAAGUUUAGAUGGUAGUGAGAGAUUCCAUAUCGAGCGAUAG
Clonostachys rhizophaga is the source of this 2076-nucleotide messenger RNA. NCBI's taxonomy places the organism in Eukaryota, Fungi, Ascomycota, Sordariomycetes, Hypocreales, Bionectriaceae. The record is from the annotation of a GenBank genome assembly.